Dermacentor albipictus is the source of this 1371-nucleotide messenger RNA. Its product is annotated as BEN domain-containing protein 5-like. Lineage: Eukaryota; Metazoa; Arthropoda; Arachnida; Ixodida; Ixodidae. Gene Ontology annotation, molecular function: DNA binding. The record is from RefSeq and is a predicted model, not a curated record. Gene Ontology annotation, biological process: negative regulation of DNA-templated transcription.
GGUAAUCCGCGGUCAAUCCAAGGUCGAUAGCGGCCAAGUCAGGCCAAGUAAAGUCUAUGUAAAUAUCGUGGCGUUACACAGCAAAUGGCCAGGACGGGUACGCCGAGCUUUGCUUUCGUGAUAUACCACGAUGGUGCCAAGGCAAUAGUUCACAUUUCACUAAUAAAGCAGUAUGCCCCUACGUCGGUGAAUGAACUGUGCAACAGAAAGUUGGUGUACUGGGGUGGCACAGGACUAAUGUCGGAGCUCAGCGAUGAACACUACUACUUGGCCGACGUUGUGGAACUUGGUGUAACGAUGGCAGACCUUAUACAAAGGUUAACCAGGAGGAACAUGGCCAUUCCAGAACUCAUUUUUGAUGUUGACUCAUCUGCACCAAGUGGUUUGGCGGCGAACGUUCGUUCAGCAGGAAAGGCAGCACGUAAUGCUCGGGUGGCAAAGCGCCGCAGACUGGCGGGGAUAAUAUCUGAUGAGGGCACAAGUUCUGAUGAAGGAGAUGAUGAUGAUGACAGUGAUGAUGACGAUGACGAUGUUGUUCCAAAAAAGUUACUGUUGGAAGAGAAGCAAAAAAAUGCAGCGCUGUGUAGGAAACUGGCGGCACUACGAAAGGAGAAAGAUCACCUGCAAGCACGUCAUGACCGCCUUGAGGAUCACUUUCUCAACAAACUUGAAUCCUUGCUCACAGCACGUUGCCAUCAUUGUUGCAAGGAAAACGGUGUGCCUUUGAAGGCCACACCUAUAACUAUUGAUGAUGUGGAUGACUCUGAAACAGAGGAACCCGCUUCCCAAAGCCCAGAGAGUGCCUCCAUCGUGCACCAAUCUGCAGAUGAAACAUGCCGGGCCAUGUGCAAUCAGGAGCCUGACAUUGCAGGGUCAGAAAUUCUUGCUGAACUUAACGGCAAGGUGCACCUAGGAAAUGAUGUGUACAUUGAGAAGAAGGAGUGGGAACAGCUCCAGGGCCUCAGCCGGGACUCCCUGUUUUGCAAACACCUGGCGAAACUAGUGUGGGGACCAGCACUCAGGGGUAGGAGCGUCACAGGGGCUCUUUGUCAGCGCUUCCGGAAGAAUAGCAAUGCUGUUGCAAAGCCGGCAUUGAGCCCCCAUAAAUUGCAAGCUGUGGGUAAUGCAUUUGAUGCAUAUCUUACAAAAUGUGGUGCCCCUAGGAAGGAAAAGAAAUCACGACGUUCAAAAAUGAACUGCUACCUCGCGGAGCUGCUGCGAGACACUAAUGCAUCCCUCCAACGACGAAGCUCACCGGUUCAUGUAGCCUUAGCCUGUGACGCGCCUGCUGGGAUCCAAUGAGCGCAGUCAGCGUGGGCGCCAAAUCCUGGGCGUAGCGGCAGAGCGGCCCAGCGGACAGGAAGGCCAGAU